CAAUUAAAGCCUAACUACCUGUACACAAUUAUUUUCAUAUUAUAUACCAGUAUAUCUUGGAUCACGGAUUUCUUUCCCCGCCAUUUCCUCUCUCUCACUUUUACACUCUCCCAAGUUAGCUUCUACUCCUAUAAAAAUGUCAACUCAUUUUCUUCAUCUCUAUGCUUGAAAAAAUCGUCAAAAAUGUCAAUUUCUUCAUUUUCUUCUUCAUCAAUGGCGUGUUUUUCACCGCCAUUGUCGACACGCCGUUCUCUCCUGCCUUCUCCGGCGCUCAAUUUCGGUCCGGCCGAUCAGCUCACUUUUCGAAAGGCGAAAUUGAUAAGUAACAGUGCUCGUAGCUUGAGCAGAGUUAAGUGUAAGGAUGAGAAAGAUGAGGAUCAUGAUGUUGUUAGCGUCUCUGAUACUACUCACCACCAGUUGCAGGAGCGAGAUUUUUCUGGCACCCCAUAUGUUCCUGUUUAUGUUAUGUUACCACUUGAAAUCGUUAAUAUGGAGUGUGAACUGGUUAAUGCUGAUGAUCUGCUAAAUCAAUUAAAAAUCUUGAAGUCACAAAAUGUUGAUGGGGUUAUGGUUGACUGCUGGUGGGGCAUAGUGGAAGCUCACACUCCUCAACAAUAUAAAUGGAAUGGCUACAAGAAACUUUUCCAGAUUGUACGGGAUCUUAAUCUUAAAAUACAGGCUGUUAUGUCAUUUCAUGAAUGUGGAGGCAAUGUUGGUGAUAAUGUUCAUAUUCCACUUCCGCAAUGGGUGACAGAAAUCGGUCAAGGAAAUCCAGACAUAUAUUUCAGGAAUAGAGAAGGAACAAGCAACUCUGAAUGCCUCACUUGGGGCGUUGACAAAGAAAGAGUUCUGAGAGGUCGGACUGCUGUUGAGGUUUACUUUGAUUACAUGAGAAGCUUUCGAGUAGAAUUUGAUGAGUUCUUUGCUGGUGGGAUCAUAACUGAGAUUGAAAUUGGGUUAGGUCCAUGUGGAGAAUUACGAUAUCCAUCAUAUCCAGCUAAGCAUGGUUGGAGGUAUCCGGGCAUUGGUGAAUUUCAGUGUUAUGAUCAGUAUUUAAUGAAGAGUCUGGAGCAGACGGCAGAAGCAAGAAAACUUGCAUUUUGGGGCAAGGGACCAGAAAAUGCAGGCUCUUACAAUUCCAGCCCACAUGAAACAAGAUUCUUUUGUGAUGGAGGAGACUAUGAUAGCUACUAUGGGAGAUUCUUCCUUAACUGGUAUUCUCAGGUUCUUGUUGACCAUGGUGAUCGAGUACUUGCUCUGGCGAACCUGGCAUUUGAAGGGACUCCAAUUGCUGCUAAGCUAUCAGGUAUACAUUGGUGGUAUAAAACAGCCAGUCAUGCUGCAGAAUUAACUGCUGGGUUUUACAACCCCUGUAACCGGGAUGGUUAUGCUCCAAUAGCAUCAAUGCUAAAAAAGCAUGGAGCUGCCCUAAACUUUACAUGCGUUGAGCUGCGUACACUAGACCAACACGAAGACUUUCCAGAGGCACUUGCGGACCCUGAGGGAUUAGUUUGGCAGGUAUUAAAUGCUGCCUGGGAUGUUGAUAUACCUGUUGCAAGUGAGAAUGCUCUUUCUUGCCAUGAUAGAGAAGGAUACAACAAAAUAUUGGAAAAUGCCAAGCCCCUAAAUGAUCCAUAUGGGAGGCAUUUAUCUGCCUUUACAUACCUACGGCUCAGCCCCUUGCUACUUGAAAAACACAAUCUAACAGAGUUCGAAAGAUUUGUCAGGGGAAUGCAUGGGGAAGCAGUCCUAGAUGUGCAAUCAGCUACUGACUAAACAAACUACCUCCACUUGACUAGAUCCUGUUUGCUACUUACCUCUUAGAUACCGACUGGCUGUGCCUCCAUAGCAAGAAAGAGUAAAAUCCUAUAUGUCCAAUGGCAAUUCAUAGGAAAAUGAUUAAUACCAAAAUAGGAAAAGAGGAAAAUGAGGUUUGGGAGAGGAGCACCUAUGAUUUUUGUUCUUGUUGUAUUUUACCUUGAAAAAGUUGAACAAUUGUCAUACUUCAUAGAGUUCUUUAUAAAUCUAUGAGGAAGCUUGUUGAGAUAAAUUGUAUGUUGAUUGUUGGCUAUAUCAUAUAUGUUUGUUGUUCAGUUUGUCUCAGUAAUGCAAUCCUGUUUUUGCUUUAUUUUUUUA
Molecule: messenger RNA, 2136 nt
Organism: Daucus carota subsp. sativus
Lineage: Eukaryota; Viridiplantae; Streptophyta; Magnoliopsida; Apiales; Apiaceae
Product: beta-amylase 2, chloroplastic
Exons: 9
Coding region: 184-1776 (530 amino acids)
Biological process (GO): polysaccharide catabolic process
Molecular function (GO): beta-amylase activity
Source: RefSeq, a predicted model, not a curated record